Molecule: messenger RNA, 720 nt
Organism: Auanema sp. JU1783
Lineage: Eukaryota; Metazoa; Nematoda; Chromadorea; Rhabditida; Rhabditidae
Source: the annotation of a GenBank genome assembly
AUGCUAAACGUAUAUUCCGACGAUGAAUCAACAACUUCGUCAAAUGCUCAUCGUUCAGUCUCAUCUAGCGAAACGUCACCAGUGAAACAAACCUCAUACCCGAACUUAGAUGCAAUUCAGAAAGAGGAAUGUAUGCUAGUAGGGCAUAUGUCAUGGAACCAUUAUAACAGAGAAUACAAAAGUGCUCCUAUUAAAGAUGAAAGGGUAUUAAUUGAUAAUGAGCCUGUUUUUCCUCAAAGCCACCUUCUGUACCCGCAAAUCAACGAAGCUGUUCAACAACUAAAACAGACAGGACCUAUUAAUUAUGGAGUUGCAAAUGUUAUAAGAGAUGGACAUUGGAAUUUAGCAACUAAUCCAGAUUUUUCUCUCUUACCUCCAACAUCUUAUAACAAAAUCGACCCUCCACAUUAUUGGACACCUCCUCCUACUUAUGGCAACUCGACUUUGAAUUCAGAUGAAAGCGAUAGUAUUAUUCGAAUGAGUGUAGAAGAAGAAUCUAAUCCAUUAUUGAAAGGUCUGAACAGAUGCCAUUCAUGUAGACGACGCUUUACUGCCAGAAAGAAGACUAAUUAUUGGGCUGUAAUAUUUUUACUAAUUGUUGCGUUUUGCAUGUUAUUAUCGCUUUUCCCUUGGGGAAUCCUUAGUUUAGUUGUUUUAGCCUGUAUUCCUAGUCAAUUUAAUAAGCCUACUUGUAAAAAAUGCCAACGGAAAUGUUGUUAA